Messenger RNA from Arachis ipaensis, 1059 nucleotides. Lineage: Eukaryota; Viridiplantae; Streptophyta; Magnoliopsida; Fabales; Fabaceae. The record is from RefSeq and is a predicted model, not a curated record.
AUGGCCAGUAACAACGUAUACAUAGUUGUGUGUGUUUAUCCCAAUUGUCGUAUGAGAAAUGGCGACAAUGGGGUGACAUUUGAAUGUGAGAAUCCGAUACUAUCACGCACUCAGCAUGUAAGUACGUUGUCGGAGUUGAAGAGUUGGAUACUGAACAACCUCGGUCGUACAGAAGCGAGGGAGGUCGGAAGGGUGGGGUAUAGGUUGCUAGCACCAAUGGGCAAUGGAGUUUUCCGGUUUCGACUCUUUCGACUUUUAGGAGACGAGCAUGUUCGACUCAAGUUCGACAUCCAUGGGAGGAUCAUAGCGGAACAGAUGAUGGAGCUUUCCGCCGAGGACGAACGACCUCUUGCACCACCACCGAUCCAUAUCGCCAUUCCAGUUGAUGAGGCGGAGGAGGACGACGAGGAGUCAGACGAAGAAUACGUGGCGGAUAGUGCCGACAAUGAUUCUUCGGAAGGGUUCGAUGAGGAGGAGUUUGUACCCGAGAUGCUCGCUCCGACUGUGGCGCGCCAUGUCUUGCCUCCACUUCACUCAAUUCCGACGCUAUCGGCAGUGCCAAGUCACUAUCAAAAUCUGGAUUUGGACGCCAUGCAUGAGAGAACUCCAUUUUCUGACACAGGAGAAGAGGAAUACAACCUGGACGGUGGGAUAAAGUUUCAGGUCGGCCACAUGUUCAAAUGUCGAGAUGCAGUCCUUCAGGGUGUGAAGAAUUACAUUAUUCAUAGGAGUGCAGAGUACCGGGUGAUCAAAUCAGACCGACUAAAGUACCAUGUGCAGUGCCGGCAAGCUGCGACUGGGUGUCUAUGGAGCCUCCGUGUGGCCCUUCGGCAGAACCUCGGAUAUUGGGAGGGUCAUCUUGCCGUUGAUACAGUUCAACCCCUCCGUGAGCAUUCCGGUGUUGCAAGGUGCGAUACGGGCGAGCUAUCACUUCAAACCCUUGUACAGAAAGGUGUGGAUGGUGAAGUAGAAGGCAAUUGCACAGAUUUACGGGGAUUGGGAGGAGUCGUACAACAAGGUGCCGGAACUGCUCCAGGCACUGCAAAGCUAUUUUUCUAG